AUGGCCAAUGCGAUCCCCCCACCCAAUUUAUACGACAAAGUUGCUCUUAAAUACCCUAUACACAGAACCUUCGAUGUUACUAUCUUCGUCCUUCUCAUAUCUCUCCUCAUCUAUCGUCUUCUCUAUCUCAGCAACCAUGGAUUUGCUUGGCUUCUUGCUCUCCUAUGCGAGUCAUGCUUUACCUUCAUCUGGGUUCUCACUCUCAGUACCAAAUGGAAUCCAGUGGAAUACAAAACAUACCCAGAACACCUUUCACAAAAGGCACAAGAGCUUCCUCCUGUGGAUAUAUUUGUUACAACAGCAGACCCGGUACUGGAACCGCCAAUACUCACUGCAAACACAGUCAUAUCCUUAUUGGCAGUUGACUAUCCAGUCGAUAAACUAGCUUGCUAUGUAUCCGAUGAUGGUUGCUCCUCUAUCACCUACUAUUCUCUUGUUGAAGCAUCCAAGUUUGCUAAGCUUUGGGUUCCAUUUUGCAAGAAGUAUAAUAUUCAAUCUAGAGCUCCUUUUAGAUACUUUUCUAGUGAGCUCAGUUUAAUCAGCAAUUGUAAUUCCUUGGAAUUCCAGCAAGAAUACAACAUGAUGAAGGAUGAGUACGAAGAGCUUGCCUCCAAAAUUGAAUCGGUUGCCAACGAAAAAUCCACCGAGUGGGAUCUAAGCGGUGAUUUUGCCGCCUUCUCGAAUAUAGAGCGCAAAAACCAUCCCGCUAUAAUCAAGGUUAUAUGGGAGAAUAAGGCUGGCCUUUCAGAUGUGUUGCCGCAUUUGGUUUACAUUUCAAGAGAGAAGAGGUCAAAGCACCCACAUCACUAUAAAGCAGGUGCCAUGAACGUCCUAACUAGAGUCUCUGGAUUGAUAUCAAAUGCUCCAUUCAUGUUAAACGUAGACUGCGAUAUGUUUGUCAACAAUCCAGAGACUCUUCGCCAUGCAAUGUGUCUCUUGCUUGAUUCUAAGAACGAAAGGGAAAGUGGGUUCGUCCAAUUUCCCCAAUACUUCUAUGAUGGACUAAAGGAUGAUCCAUUUGGAAACCAGUUCGUAAUUUUGCACAAAUACAUAGGGAGUGGAAUAAAUGGAGUUCAAGGACCAUUUUAUGGAGGAACAGGAUGUUUUCACAGGAGAAAAGUCAUAUAUGGUUCAUGUCCCGAUGACAUAGGAGAUCAAGCAAGAAGUCUCACUCCACUUUAUGGUGAUUUAACGGACAGGGGGCAACCAAAAAUAUUUGGCAAUUCAAAAGAUUUUAUCAGAUCAGCUGCUUAUGCAUUACAAGGGAAGGCAAAUAUUGGUCCUAAAGAUCUUCCAAACUUAAUCGAGGCAGCACAUCAAGUUGCCGGCUAUGGCUACGAGCAUGGUACUAGCUGGGGCACAGAGGUGGGUUGGCAAUAUGGAUCGGCAACAGAAGAUGUCCUCACUGGAUUAAUGAUCCAUGCAAGGGGUUGGAGGUCCGUUCUUUGCACCCCAGAUCCUCAUGCCUUCUUGGGAUGUGCUCCAUCGGGGGGACCGAUCUCGAUGACCCAACAAAAGAGGUGGGCGACAGGUUUGCUUGAAAUAUUGUUCGGCAGGAAAAGCCCUAUCAUUACCACCAUUACUGCCAAACUCCAGUUUAGACAGUGUUUGGCGUAUCUCUGGAUCCUUAUUUGGGGGUUGCGCUCCAUUCCUGAGCUUUGCUACGGAGUGUUGCCAGCUUAUUGUAUCGUCACCAACUCGAGUUUCCUGCCCAAGGUCAAUGAGCCAGCCAUAUCCAUUCAUGUGGCCCUUCUCCUGAGCUAUGUCAUUAACACUCUAUUAGAGUACCUUGAAACUGGCUUGUCAAUCCGUGCGUGGUGGAAUAACCAAAGGAUGGCAAGAAUAAAUACAAUGAAUGCAUGGUUAUUUGGAUUUAUAAGUGUAUUCUUGAAGAUUUUAGGAAUAUCAGAGACAGUUUUUGAAGUUACACAAAAAUACCAAUCUUCAAAUGAUGGUGGCGAUGAAGGCAGGUUUACCUUCGAUGCUUCACCAAUUUUUGUGCCUGGGACAACCGUUCUACUGCUGCAAUUAUGGGCAUUGGUCGUGGGCUUCCGAGACAUGCCACCAUCAGUUAACAAUGGCUCAGGGUUGGGAGAGAUAUUGUGUAGCAUAUUGGUGGUAACAUGCUUAUGGCCAUUUAUGAAAGGGCUGCUUGCAAAAGGAAAAUAUGGGAUUCCUCUGUCCACAAUAUGCAAGUCUGCUCUUUUGGCAUUAUCUUUUGUGCACUUGGUCAGGAGGACAUCGAAGGGCCAAAACUAA
Messenger RNA from Dovyalis caffra, 2259 nucleotides. The record is from the annotation of a GenBank genome assembly. NCBI's taxonomy places the organism in Eukaryota, Viridiplantae, Streptophyta, Magnoliopsida, Malpighiales, Salicaceae.